AUGGCUCAUCAAAUAAAUCCUCAUCAACAAAAAUUAGCAGAAAAAUUAACUAUUCUUAAUGAUCGAGGAAUUGGAAUGUUAACAAGAAUAUUUAAUAUUAAAAAAGCAUGUGCUGAAACAAAGUCUAAACCAACUUUUCUUCUGGAUAAAAAUCUUGAAUCGGUUCUACGUCAAAUACAAAAGAAAUUUCCAGCAGUUGAUAAAAGUCAAUUUCAAACACUUACAUCUAUUAAAACUGAUAUAAUCAAAUCACUUGCAAUAUAUUAUUUUACAUUUGUUGAUCUUUUAGAAUUUCGAGAUCAUGUUACCGAUUUAUUAACUACUAUUGAUGCCUGCCAAGUUCAUUUUGAUAUUGCACUUAAUUACGAUUUAACAAAAUCAUAUUUAGAUUUAAUCUCAACAUAUAUAUCACUUAUGAUACUUUUAUCACGUGUUGAUGAUCGUAAAAUAGUUCUUGGUUUAUAUAAUAUAGCAACAGAUUUAAUACAUGGUCAUGGUGAUGCAAGUUUUCCACGUCUUGGUCAAAUGAUAAUUGAUUAUGAACAACCUUUACGUAAAUUACAUGAUGAAUUUGUUCCUCAUGUGCGUUCAAUUGGUGAUGCUAUACAAUCUUUAGCACCUGUAUAUGAUCGUCGUACAUGUAAAGUAUCUGAUUGGCGUGCUAAAAAUUUACUUAGUUUACUUGCUACAUCUCAAACAGCUCAUUUAAUGGAUACAUCAGAAAUUUUACCAUGUGAAUAUUUAUCACAAGAAACAAUUGAACGUUGGAUUAUUUAUACAAUGAUUGUAUGUCCACAACAAUUAAUAAUGAAUUCAAAAUGUAUGCAAUUAUUUGAAAAAGCUUUAUCAAGUAGUUUUGUUCAUGUACUUUAUCGUGAUGAAUUAUUGUUGACACAUCAAUAUUUACAUCAAAAUUUAGAUAUUUAUAAAUCAUAUAGACAAUUAAAAUUAACUGAAUUAUUAAAUGAUACAUUUAAAAAAGCAAUUACUGAACAACCUUUGUAUAGACGUGAAAGACGAAAAUAUAUUCGACCACAAUUAAAAGAAUUGGCAUUAGUUUUUGCUGAUCAACCAGCAUUACUUGGUCCAAAACUUUUAACUGCUUUUACUGCCUUAAGUUUAGCACGUGAUGAAAUCGUUUGGUUAUUACGACACAGUGAAAACUUUCCAGCUAAACUACAAAAAGAAACAAAUAAAAAAACAACUGGUACAACACGAGAUGAUUAUAGUGAUCGAACAUAUCCAGAAUUUUUAUUUUAUAUUGAGGAACUUCGUCAUUUAAUAACAAUAUAUUCUUCUGUAAUAAAACAAUAUUAUACUGAAUGUUUAUCAACACUAGAUUCAAAUGAUUUACAAUCCAAUAUAAAAAAUCUUAAUAUGUCAUGUACAGAAGAUGAAUCAAUAUUAUUAACAUCAUUUUAUAAUACAAUUACAACAUUAUCAACAUCAACAAGUGGUGAUCUACGUGCAUUACGUCUUGAUUGGUUUCGUAUGCAAGCAUAUACCAGUGUUACAAAAAAAUCAUCAUUAUCAUCUAUAUCACUUUCACAUAAUGAAAAUUUUGCACAAGUUAUGAAUACAAUUUGUUUUCAUUCAAAAUGUGUUGAUGAUAUUGAAACAUUAUUGUAUGAAACAAGUGAUUUAUCAAUAUUUUAUUUUUAUUUAACACAAUUUGAUCAUUUAUUUUCAUCAUGUAUUUAUUAUCCGUCACAAAUACGUUAUGCUAUUGCAUUUCCAUUAAUAUGUCAACAUUUUAUAAAUGCAACACAUGAAUUAUGUCCCGAAGAACGACAACAAAUUGGAGAUUUAAGUUUAAAAAGUGCACAUGCUUUUAUUGAUGAAAUAUGUAAACAAAUAAAAAGUACUGUAUCGGAAAUUGCGAAUGAAUAUUUUCUUAUGAAUGAACAGCUUUUACCUAAAAAUGCAGUUAUAUCUCGUCUACGAAAAAAGAUUCCAGCUGAACAAUUAUCUAAAAAACAUAGUUCAUCAUCUAAACAUGAUUCAACCACUGGUUUGAAUCCACAAGCUGUUAAAUUAUCCUUACCAGGUGAUGAAUCACGUCGAUCAAAUCGUCGUGAUAUGACAAAAACUGAUAAAUUAAUGAUGGUACUUAAUGAAUUAUGUUUUUCAAUCUCCUAUCGUAAACAAAUAACAAUAUGGGAACAUAAAUUUUUACCAAAUGAAUAUUUAAUAUCACAUUUAGAAAAUCGUUUUAAUAAAUCUUUAUCUGAAAUGGUUAAUUAUCGUCCACCAGCUAUGGAAAUAGCUAAACCAUCCGAAUUAUUAUCAUCUGUUGAAUCUUAUAUGGAUAUUUUAACAUUAGUUGAAUCUCAUUGUCAAAUUGAUACAACAAGAAUUUUUAAUGAAGUACUUUUACAACAAAGUCAACCAUUAGAUAGUGCAGGAAAUGAAACAAUAACAUCAUUAUAUACACAUUGGUUUCUUGAAGUACUUGUUAAACGUAUUACAAUGGGUACAAUUGUUUAUUCACCUAUUCGUCGAUCAUUUGUUAGUAUACAUCAACAAGAUUUAACAUUACCAUUUGAUCCUGAAGAAUAUGCUUCAUUUAAUGAAUUAAGAGCGUUAGUAGAAUUAAUUAAACCAUACGGUUGUAAAUAUUUAUGUGAAAUGAUUCUUUAUCGUUGUGUUCAACAAAUAAAUGAAAUACGAAAAUUAACACAUAGUCAACGUGAUCUAUUAAAUAAUCUUCGUAUAAAUUUUGAUAAACCAAGUCAAAUGAAACUUUAUUUAAAACAACUUGAACAUGUUGAUUUAUUAUUACAACGUGUUAUAUUAAUUGGUGUUUUAUUACAAUUAAAAAAUCUUAUUGAAGAAGCAUUACAAGAUGUUUUAUAUAAACGUAUGCCAUUUUUAAUGGUUACAUUAGAACAUUUUUAUUCCCAAUAUAAAACAACAACAUUUUCAAAUGAUCCUCAACAUCAUUUACUUAUAAAUGAAAUGAUAUCAUCAACAGGUACAUCAACAAUAAUUGAUUCAACAUUAUGUCAAGCAUUAAUAAAUCAAAAAAAUUCUAUUAAUAAUAAUAAUAAUAAUACUGAUCAAACAUCAACAACUAAUGAAUCCGAAGAAUAUAUACUUUCAUGUUUAAUUAUGGUUUAUAUAGCUGUUGCAUUACCACGUUUAGCAAGACUUGAAUCAACAAAAUAUAUUGUUGCAUUAGAUGCACAUGCAAAUAAUUGUCAUUGUUUAAUACGUGCUAUAAAUACAUUAAUAACAACAUUUUUUUUUGAACAUGGUCAAAGACAUAUUGAAGAUCGUUGUAAAGAAUUUCUUGCAUUAGCAUCAUCUAGUUUAUUACGUUUAAUUGAUGUUGAUUGUGGACAAAAUACAAAAUAUUCAAAUACAAAUAAUAAUUCAACAUCAAAUAAUUCGAAUGGUACAUCAAAUGAUAUUAUACAUAAAGAAGCAACAUAUAUAUUACUUGAACAAUUUGUUAAUCAAUGUCCAUAUUUAACACGUGAUUUACUUGAAACAUGUUUUCCAUCGAGUGUUUUACGUAAUGCUUUUUUUAUUAUUUCAAGUAAUAUCGAAUGA
Rotaria sp. Silwood2 is the source of this 3555-nucleotide messenger RNA. The record is from the annotation of a GenBank genome assembly. Lineage: Eukaryota; Metazoa; Rotifera; Eurotatoria; Philodinida; Philodinidae.